CGCAAGGACCGGGGCUGGGAUACUACAUCCAGGACGAGCGUAGAAGUAAUUCGGAGGAACAUCAUGAGGGAGAAGAUGGCUGCAGUUUUCGGGAUGCUCUUGGAGGAUUUGACCCAUAUCAAGCAAAUCCAGAGGCGUGGUGGAAAAUGUUUUGCGAAGCAUCGAACCGUCCCGCUGGUGAAAAUGUUGCUUUUAAUACGAGCAAAGAUGUUAUUGCAUCGUCACCCUCGUCUCCUUCGUCAGGGGAACAUCUUCCAGGCACCGAUGGGGCUACUUCGCAUUCGAUUCGUCUAGAACUCGCCAGUGCACAAAAAGCACUCGUCUACAGAACGAAGGGACGAAGCACCGAAAUACAACGACAGCUGAACAACCUUCAGUAUCGUAGUGCAAGCGACUGGCUUUGGGGGCUAACGCUGUCAGUGAUGGGUACACUAGCCGGUGGGAUGAACGACCAGGCACAGCAGGGCGAAGGCGAACAAGGAGGGUGGAGCAAAAAUAGCAC
This is a messenger RNA of Amoebophrya sp. A120, 502 nucleotides long. Lineage: Eukaryota; Dinophyceae; Syndiniales; Amoebophryaceae. The record is from the annotation of a GenBank genome assembly.